GUUUCAGUUUUCACAAAGAACUUUUGAGUUCUAGAGAGAGAGGAUUUUCGGUGGGGAAAGCAUAAAGAGAGAGAGAUAGCUUAGAUAUCGUAUUGAGACAGCGGAUUCGAUUUUACAGCCGACUCUUUCAGGUUUCUACAGUUGCUACCUAGCAGAUCUGAGAGGCUUUUCAAAGAAGGAGUAUGACUAGCAAGGACGGAACCAGUAGUAAUAAUGGUGGAGCGCUUCAAUCAAUUCCCGCCGCGUCUAGGAAGAUGGUUCAUAGCUUGAAAGAGAUUGUAAACUGUCCCGAUGCGGAGAUCUACUCCAUGCUCAAAGAAUGUAAUAUGGACCCCAACGAAGCCGUCAAUAGGCUUCUCUCUCUAGACCCUUUUCACAAGGUUAAGAGCAAACGAGAAAAGAAAAAAGAGACUAAAGAGGUAGAACCCAAGCCUCGUGGCGCUGCUGGUCGUGGAGGUAAGGCUGGUUCAGACCGGUAUGUUGGACAUAGUGGAUCAACUCACUUCAGCUCUUUUGAGCAAGGAAGUCUACAUGGUAAAUCUGCAUACAAGAAAGAAAAUGGAGUAAACCCUUACAUAGGUGCAACACCUAGCAUGCCUUCCAAUAGCAUUAAUCGACAGCCACCUACCACCAGUAAUCCCAUCUCGAUGGAAAACAAGGUGAUGACUGCAGGUCCAGUUGAUAGUUAUUCAACAUCUUCACAACAUCAAGGCUAUCAACCUGCUUGGUCAGGGCCACCUGGACAUGUUUCAAUGGCUGACAUUGUUAAGAUGGGCCGACCACCUGGCAAAGCAAUGAACUCAUCUCAACAUGUCAGUCACCAUUAUGUUCAAGCACCUAGGUCCACUGUUUCACACCAUGAUGUGAAUCUAUCAGAAUACCAUGUUACUAAGGUUUCAGAACUGGACCAUGAAGCAGGAGAUGACGCAGAACAACAUGCUGCUCCUGAUGAUGACUGGCCCAUUGAUGAGCAUAUACAGGCAGACAGUGACCUGCAUGUUAUGUUACCAACUACCCCUUCUGGGCUUCAUGUAGAUAUGUCUAACUCUUCAACCAAUAGAAAUAACCAGCUUCCACAAUCUCAGGCAGAUGAGGUACAGUUAGCUGAUGCCUCUAUUGAAAAUAUCAAUUCUACAUGCACUGGAUCUAUUCGCAUCUCGCCUGCAAGGGUAGAUGAAGAAAAUGUUGCCAAUUCAUCCCUCUUCAACAACGAAUUAUGCUCAGAUAUGGGUUCUUACCAAAUGCACAGACAUAGUUUUCAGAAUCACGAAGAUGAAGAUGUGGAGGUCCAUGUAUCAUCAGUGGCCACAAACAUGCAGCAUCUUAGUGUAGAGGAGGACCAGGAGAUUCUGCAUGAAGAGGAAAAUGCUACCGUAAUUAUUCCUGACCACUUGCAGGUCCAAUCUGCAGAAUGUUCACAUCUAAGUUUUGGAAGUUUUGGCUCUGGACCAUACGCCUCUAGGACUGCGACCUUGAAGCAUAACAUGGAGGAUGCUUCCGAAGAUGUAGUUGCUUCACCUGAUGGGCACUCAGAAGCAAGGAAAUUGGAGUACUAUGAUAAUGAACCAAUUAGAACUGCAGCCAAUGAGAAUCUUGUUCAUAGAGAUGGCACAACUGCGGAGAGUUAUGAACCACUCUCUGCUUCAGAAUCACCAGGGGAUCUGAAAGAAGCUGUCGUGCUUCGUGAAAAUCAUUAUGGUUAUCCACCCUCCACAUCUAGCUACGCCUUUGAAAAUGAACAACAGUUAAAUGCUGCAUUAGCUCAUUCACAAUCUAUCUCUCAGAUCCAGAACCUUCCUCAAUUCUCAAGUGCAAUGCAACACACAUAUUCCAACUCUCGGCCAAACUCUUUAUUAACAUCAAAUGCUCAAGCCACAAGAGAGUCUGAUCUUCAGUACUCACCUUUUUCCACAACGCAAUCAAUGACUUCAAAAUAUGGCAACACAUUACCUUCCAUUGGUGGAACAACCCUUUCAAUGCCAGAUAUGUUGAAGGCAGCUGGAUUUUCAUCAAACCAAUCUGCAGUCCCUGGAAACAACCUAGGCACAGGGGUGGGACCCUCAAGUGUUCCUCAGCAGCAGCAGCAUAUUGCAGUGCACCCAUAUUCUCAGCCUACUCAUCCUUUGGGACCAUUUGCCAAUAUGAUUAGCUAUCCAUUCUUGCCUCCUCAUCAUCAGAGUUAUACAUAUAUGCCAUCUGCUUUUCAGCAAGCUCUUGCCAGUAAUGGCCCAUAUCAUCAUCAUCCUCAGUCACUAGCAUCUCUUCUUCCCCAAUACAAGAACAGUGUUUCUUCUUCCAGCAGCUUGCCUCAAUCUGCUUCUGGUUAUCCUGCCGGCUUUGGAAAUUCAACCAACAUACAGAACAACAACUUCUCCAUGAAUCCUCCACCUGCUUCUGCACAGGGACACUCAAACAUCGGCUAUGAAGAUCUUAUGGCCUCUCUUCAGCAGCAGCAGAACGAGAACUCUCAGAUGUGGGUUCACGGGGCUGGUUCAAGAACAAUGCCAGCUGUUUCUCCAAACACAUAUUACGGUUUAACAACAGGGCAGAGCCAGCAGCAAGCAGCAGCAGCAGCUGGAUUUCGUCAAAGUCAGCAGCAACAACAGUCGUCGCAGAAUUAUGGAUACCAAAAUUUCUACCAAUCUCAGGCGGAGAUGGCGGCAAUGGAACAACAGCAACUCCAGCACCACCACCAGCAGCAGCAGCAGCAUCAAAACCCUAGAGGAGGAGAUGGUCUAGUUGGUUCUCAAGGUCAAUCCUCUUCCUCUAAGCAGUCUCAUCAGCAAGCGUGGCAAAAUAUUUAUUAAUCCUAAUCUAUGAAUCAAUCAAUCUAUCUCCUCUUAAGCUCUAAAGGAUCUUGCAUUGAGUUUGAAAGGAGCCAAUCAAGAUAUAGUAGUUUAUAUGUUCUAGAAGCUGUACUUUAGAAAUUUAUCUUUUGCUGAUGCUUCUUAGUUUAGAGUUAGGAUUGAUGCUUGUGUGCGCACUAAUUUGAACUAAUCUACCAUUUUCUUCUCCUUUUUUUUAGUUA
Impatiens glandulifera is the source of this 3028-nucleotide messenger RNA. Its product is annotated as GBF-interacting protein 1-like. The record is from RefSeq and is a predicted model, not a curated record. The transcript is spliced from 10 exons. Gene Ontology annotation, molecular function: protein binding. Bases 183 to 2807 code for a protein of 874 amino acids. Lineage: Eukaryota; Viridiplantae; Streptophyta; Magnoliopsida; Ericales; Balsaminaceae.